Messenger RNA from Emys orbicularis (European pond turtle), 2298 nucleotides. RefSeq names its product ERCC excision repair 8, CSA ubiquitin ligase complex subunit (gene ERCC8). Gene Ontology annotation, cellular component: nucleotide-excision repair complex; Cul4A-RING E3 ubiquitin ligase complex. NCBI's taxonomy places the organism in Eukaryota, Metazoa, Chordata, Testudines, Emydidae. The transcript has 12 exons. The coding region runs from base 58 to 1245 and encodes 395 amino acids. Gene Ontology annotation, biological process: proteasome-mediated ubiquitin-dependent protein catabolic process; protein polyubiquitination; transcription-coupled nucleotide-excision repair. The record is from RefSeq and is a predicted model, not a curated record. Gene Ontology annotation, molecular function: protein binding.
GUCACCCUAUUUACAACAUGGCGGCGCUCCUGGAUCUGGUACUUGCCUGGUCCCGCCAUGUUGGCCUUCCUUUCGGCCCGCCAAGCCGGUCUCGACGAUCCGCUGCGGUUGCGCCGAGCUGAGUCCACCCGGAGGGUACUAAGCUUGGAGCUAAACAAAGAUAGAGAUGUGGAAAGAAUCCAUGGGAGUGGUGUUAACACCCUGGAUAUUGAACCUGUUGAAGGAAGAUACAUGUUAUCAGGUGGGUCAGAUGGUGUUAUUGUACUUUAUGACCUUGAAAACUUCAGCAGAAAACCAUGUUAUACAUGUAAAGCAAUUUGUUCUGUGGGCAGGAGCCAUCCUGAUGUACACAAAUUCAGCGUAGAGACAGUUCAAUGGUACCCUCGUGACACUGGCAUGUUUACAUCAAGCUCAUUUGAUAAAACACUGAAAAUAUGGGAUACAAACACAUUACAACCUGCAGAUGUGUUUAAUUUUGAGGGAACAGUUUAUAGCCAUCAUAUGUCUCCAGUUGCUACCAAGCACUGCUUAAUAGCAGUUGGUACCAAAAGCCCCAAAGUACAGCUUUGUGACUUGAAGUCUGGAUCCUGUUCUCAAAUUCUGCAGGGUCACAGACAAGAAGUGCUGGCAGUGGCCUGGUCCCCGCGUCAUGAGUAUGUCUUGGCAACUGCAAGUGCUGACAGUAGAGUAAAACUCUGGGAUGUAAGGAGAGCAUCUGGAUGUCUGAUUACUCUUGAUCAGUACAAUGGGGAGAAGUCAAAAGCAUCUUCUGAAGCAGCAAACACUGCUCAUAAUGGAAGAGUUAACGGCUUAUGCUUUACAAGUGAUGGGCUUCAUCUUCUGACUAUUGGUACAGAUGACCGGAUGAGACUCUGGAAUAGUUCCAGUGGGGAAAACACACUGGUGAACUAUGGGAAAGUCUGUAAUGAAAGCAGAAAAGGACUCAAAUUCACCACUUCUACUGGCUGUGAUCCAGAAUUUGCAUUUGUACCAUAUGGUAGCACCAUUGCUGUUUAUACAGUCUACUCAGGAGAACUGAUAACUAUGCUUAGGGGACAUUAUAAUACUGUUGAUUGCUGUGUAUUUCAGCCUAAUUUUCAGGAACUAUAUAGUGGUAGCAAAGAUUGCAAUAUACUUGCGUGGGUGCCAGCUCUACGAGAGCCAAUGCCUGAUGAAGAUGCUGCAAAGCAACGCUUAAAUCCAGCAUUUGAAGAUGGAUGGAGCAGCAGUGAUGAUGAAGGAUGAACCUCAGUUAGCUGUUGAUAUAAAACUGACAUUCAUGCACUAUGUUUGUGAAGAAAGGACUUUAUCUGCAGAAUUGAACAAGUAUUUGUCAUCAGCUUCUUUGUAGAGUUCCUUAAAGCUCAGGCUUUCAGAAAUGAGAUUUUCUUUUAAAGUUACUUUCUUGUACUGUCUUAAUGUUUCUUCUGUGUUGUUACUAUAUUUUGAAAUAGUAUUCUUUUAUUUCACCUGGCCUUCUCACUCUCUUCCCACCCACCCCCAAACUUUAGGCAAAGCAAUUUGGUAUAUUGUACCUAGUUGUUGAGCUGAAUAUUAAGAAAAGCAAAAUUUCUGAUGAUUAGAUGCUAGUACACCCCAUCUCUCUUCUGGUGUCACUAAAAUAGUGAGGCCUGAUGAUUCCUUCUAUUUUCAGGGGCUCUAAAUGGGACAGAUUGAGACAAGAUGAGUGUGGAGAGGAGCUGGGGUGUGUAAAUCCCAGUUCCUUUGUAUUAUCCCCAUUUUACAGAUGCCUCUCCAUGGAUGCAUUAUGGAAUCCAGCUUCCUCAAUUAGAAGGAAGCAGGGCUGGUAUUCUCUAUCUAGGUAUUUAUAUAGCCCCAUCAAUUUAAUAUCUGCCCCCAUCCCAGGUAUUUAAAAAUAGAAGCAAAUUACAUGGAAUAGGAUCUUACUGGUCCUGUUAACAUGAUCAUAAGAUCAGUGGGCAUCCUCUACUGCAUGAAACCCCCCAAGUGGAGGGGAAAAUUCAUAGAUAGCAGCAGACAAACACUGAAUGGGGGCUUGGCUUCUGUGACAGCCAAAGAGUCAGGAUGAGGAGGAGAAAGGGAAAGCUAGUGCUGAGUCACUGGGCCUCUACCAAUGUGCUGUGACUUAAGAGGUUGAACCUCCUACAUAUUCUGGGUGUGCAUAUUCUGGGUGUGCAAGACCUGCUCUCCCUUUCUCAUCAAGAUGAUUUAAAGGAAUCUCAGAAAGCUGAGAGUCUCCUGUCUGUGCUGGGUGUGUUAUAAUGUAACCUUCUGGAUUUAACAAGCCUCAAGUCAGAAGAAAAAUUUGAAUAAAAU